Ostrinia furnacalis (Asian corn borer) is the source of this 1074-nucleotide messenger RNA. RefSeq lists its product as uncharacterized. The record is from RefSeq and is a predicted model, not a curated record. NCBI's taxonomy places the organism in Eukaryota, Metazoa, Arthropoda, Insecta, Lepidoptera, Crambidae. The coding region runs from base 1 to 1074 and encodes 357 amino acids. The transcript has a single exon.
AUGGUUUGCGGAGCUUGUAAUAAGUCUACAAAAAACAAGAACGGGACAGAAGACGGUGCAGCUACCAUUACAUGCUCUAAAUGCUCAACAGUAUACCACACGCUUUGCUUGAACAUGACACGGGAGGACCACAAGGUGCUUAGAACAAAACAAAACCAAUAUAUCUGCCCCAUCUGUAAGUUGAAAAGUAAGAGCGUGAAAACAGACAACACCCCAAUUAGAACAAAGCAACAGAGACCUGAGCAGGAAUUGGCCGGCUGCGAUUUUACGUUGUCUGCUCAACAGUUGGCUGCCAUGGAGGUGCCGGCCCAGACAAUGUCUGCGUUCACCAAUGCUGUUGCUGACUUAAAAACCAUUUUCAUUACAAUGAAAAAUGAAAUGAUUGACUUCACUAAGUCGUUAAACUCGACCACGGACGAGAUCGCUGCAUUUCGGCAGGAACUAGCCGACAUAAAAAGUCAAAUGAAGGAAAUGGACAGAUGCAAAGCUGAAGUUAUCGAACUACGCGCCGAAGUGACUGAACUGCGUCAGGUUAUAGCCGCAAAGGAACAACGAAGCUUUCUUAAAGACGUGGAGAUCACUGGAAUUACAGAAAAUAGUACAGAAAACCUGCAACAACUUGUAAGCGUGGUGUCCGCUAGCCUUGGUGUCGAAUUGGACCCCCGUGACAUCGACGACGUCAGGCGUGUAGGACCCCGAGGUGGUGCAAGUGCGUCAGACCGCCCCAGACCCAUUGUAGUCUCAAUGACGCGUCGCGCGCCGCGAGACCAGCUGCUGCGCGCGGCCCGAGUCCGGCGGGGCCUCACUACCGACAAGCUGAACCUUCAGGGCACCCCGCGCCGCGUUUUUCUGAAUGAACAUCUGACGAAAGAAAAUAGAAUACUCUUCAGUAAGGCUAGAAAGCUGGGCAAUGAACUACGUUUUAAAUUUGUCUGGACGUCAAACGGCAAUAUCUUCAUGCGUCGCACCGAGACAAGCUCUGUUCUCCACGUUACAUCUUUAGCGGUCCUGGAGAAACUAGAGGUCCAGAACAGACCCUCCUUAGCCCCUAUGGAGCCUCUAAACUGUUCCUAA